Molecule: messenger RNA, 450 nt
Organism: Abrus precatorius (Indian licorice)
Lineage: Eukaryota; Viridiplantae; Streptophyta; Magnoliopsida; Fabales; Fabaceae
Product: protein YLS3-like
Exons: 2
Coding region: 1-450 (149 amino acids)
Source: RefSeq, a predicted model, not a curated record
AUGAUAUUGAUCAGCCAUGCAAUGGGGGAUUCUGCACAAGAGAAACAGAUUUGUGUAGAACAACUCACAGGUGUUUCAACAUGUCUACCAUAUUUGGGUGGCGACGCCAAAUCGCCGACGCCGGAUUGUUGCAAUGGUCUCAUACAAGCCAUUAAGAACAAUAAGAAGUGCUUAUGCAUUAUUCUCAAGGAUAGGGAUGACCCUGACCUUGGCCUAAAAAUUAACAUCACUAAUGCUCUUGGCCUUCCUUCUCUUUGCAAAGCACCUGAUAAUGUCUCUCAGUGUCCUGCACUUCUCCACUUGGAUCCAAAAUCACCUGAAGCUCAAGCUUUUAAUCAAAUGGGUCAGAACACCAAUGGUGGCCUUAUCAGUCCUCACAGUCCUUCUGGUAUUUCAUCCUUUCAAGAAGAAUAUCCACUUCUUGUUUCUAUUUUUCACUUUGGUUUUUGA